Molecule: messenger RNA, 594 nt
Organism: Quercus lobata
Lineage: Eukaryota; Viridiplantae; Streptophyta; Magnoliopsida; Fagales; Fagaceae
Exons: 1
Coding region: 1-594 (197 amino acids)
Molecular function (GO): nucleic acid binding; RNA-DNA hybrid ribonuclease activity
Source: RefSeq, a predicted model, not a curated record
AUGUUGCUAGAAAAAAUUGCUUCUUACGCCAAGAACUAUAUCAGAAAUUUAAAGAACCUGGAAUUUAGACAGCCACGAUCACAGAACAGUGUCAACAAGAAAUGGAAGCCUCCUCUACUGAAUUCAUACAAAACAAAUUUUGAUGGGGCUAUGUUCAAUGAAUCGGAUGAAGUGGGCAUUGGUGUUGUUAUCAGAAAUUGUAAGGGAGAACUUAUGGCGGCACUUUUAGAAAAAAUUCAGAAACCACAAUCUGUUGUGGCCUUGGAGAUGUUAGCUGCAAGAAGGGCAGCCCUUUUUGCCUGUGAAUGUGGUUUUCAACAAUCGUCAUUCGAGGGAGAUUCUGAGUUGGUGAUAAAGGCUCUAAGAUAUGGAGAAAUGCAACAUUCCUCUGUUGGUCAUAUUCUAAAAGACACAAUGUCUUAUGCAAGCUGUUUUCAGAGUUGUUCCUUCUUUCAUAUGGGUAGACAAGGCAACUCCAUUGCCCAUGCCUUAGCCCAAAGAGCAAGGCUCUCUUUUCCUAUUGUAGUCUGGAUGGAGUCUGUUCCUCUAGACAUAAUGUCUUUUGUUAUGUCGGAUAUUUCAUCCAUUGAGUAA